Molecule: messenger RNA, 1926 nt
Organism: Anopheles bellator
Lineage: Eukaryota; Metazoa; Arthropoda; Insecta; Diptera; Culicidae
Product: zinc finger and BTB domain-containing protein 24-like
Exons: 4
Coding region: 34-1923 (629 amino acids)
Biological process (GO): regulation of transcription by RNA polymerase II
Cellular component (GO): nucleus
Molecular function (GO): DNA-binding transcription factor activity; RNA polymerase II cis-regulatory region sequence-specific DNA binding; zinc ion binding
Source: RefSeq, a predicted model, not a curated record
CCGCUGAAUCCGGACUGGAACGAGUGUGUUUGUAUGUGUCGAGUGUGUUUGCAAAACGCCGAAACUCGAUCUCUAUUCGACUGCGACUCCACCACGUCACAGCUUCGGUACGCGGACAAAAUAAUGAAAUGCUCGAAUAUGUUGAUCUACGAGAACGACAGUCUACCGGAUCGAAUCUGCCUCGAAUGUAUCGCAGAGCUCGAAACGGCAUAUCGGUUUCGAAUGAAUUGUGACAGCUCCGAUGCGAUUCUACAAUCAUACCUAACGAACAAGGACUGUGUAGAAUCAGAACCUUCAACUCCUAAACGGCUUAAUGGCAAACAGGAAACCAUCACGUGCAAUCCGGAUGGAACGGAAGAGAUUGCGAUACCAUUGGAUUCUGGUGUACUGUACACUUACAAACCACCCACUGGGUUAAAUGUGAAGGUGAUUCCUCGUCAGAAGCUCACAGAAGAUGCGACAGACGAUCGGCUCAAAGAGGGGGCGGCGAAUAGCGGUUCGUUGGGGGACUCAUGGGACGCCGCAAUGUCCCACGAUAGUCCCGCAGACGAUCCGAUAGUUGAUCAUUUGGAUGAAUCGGAAACGAAUACGACGGACUACAGCUACGAACGAUUGCUCGAUUCCAACGACAUUAACAUUCUUAGCGCUGGCGAUGGAAAUCUUCAGGCGGAACAUCACCCCGGAACUGGAAACGAUAAUGAAGGUUACAUGGGACAGGACCUAAACGAUAUACAGGUUGAAUCACCAGAACCAUUACCAGAGUCAGAGAACUCCCUGCGUACGAUACGAUCCAUCCGCAAGACGAACACUCCGAAUGAAGGAAAACCUACGAUCGAAACCGUCAUGACGCAGCAAGCAGCUGACGGCAGCGGGCUGGAGACGGUCAUUCGCGUGAAGCGCAACCUGUCGACCACCAAGCAGACCCACCUGUGCAAAAUAUGCAACACCACUUAUAAAUACAAGCACGCUCUGGAAACGCACCUCCGACGACAUCGAGGCGAUCGACCGUACAAGUGUGAGCACUGCGAAAAGGCUUUCGUAGUGCCAUUUGAGUUGCGGCGCCAUGUACGCACUCACACCGGCCAGAAGCCGUACAAGUGCCGGUUUUGUGACCGCAACUACUCGGAUUUCGGCAGCAAAACAAAGCACGAACGAACGCAUACCGGAGAGCGACCCUACAAGUGUGAGUUUUGCCGGAAAUCGUUUUCAUACUCGCACGUCCUUAGUAGCCACCUGCUCACUCAUACGGGAGUCAAAAAGUAUUGUUGUACAAUCUGCGGUAAGCGCUGUACGAAGUCGCACCACCUGAAAGCACACCUAAACACACACCAAAAUUAUGCGAAUCGUAAAGAGGAAAGUGGUGUCUGGAUCAACGCACAAGCCGCCAUUUCUCCCAGCAGUGAUGCUAUGCUGGGUGGCGCGCUUCCGGAUUGCAGCAUUACGAAUUCGAAAACAACAACGUCCGCUGUUAUUUUGAUGGAUCCAGUUGAGCAAUCGUUGGUUGAAUCAUAUGUUGAUACGACUCGGUUGGGCAACUGGACUGCAUCCGAUGACAGCCUGUCCGAUGCACCGGUAACGGAUGCGGCUCAUUCUAACUCAUUGCUAUCGCACGGGGAAGUCUGCACCAAUGCUAAAGAAACAGUCGCUGGGGUAACAUCUAAAACGACGGUCGUCACAAUAGGUGCCGAGGAGCUGGGUAACGUCUCGAUCGUCAGCUUCGGUGAUUAUAUUAUCAAAGGUGAAGAUACGCUGGAUAGUUUAAUCGAAGGGACCACGGCUGAUGCGACCGAAAGUGUCUUGUUGCCGCGGAGUGGUGUCGUCGUUAAUGGGUUACAAGAUUACGUCACGGUGUUACUGCCGAAACCGGAACAAAGUGGACUGGUUGAUAGUAGUUUUGGUAGCAUCGCGAUGAUCGAUGGGUGAAGA